AUGAGCAGCUCCUUCUCAAUUGAGAUAUCUCGCGACGAUUUUCCCCACAGAGGGGCAUCGAGAAGCAGCAAACAGAGCAGCCGGCGCAACAACAGUAGCAGCGUUAGUCACGAGUUCGAUGUUACCCCUUCUGAACCUUUCUAUCCCGAGUCAGGCCGGGCUGGCCAGAGAGGGCGGUGGCAGCCCAUGGCUCGCGGAGACGCUCCAACCCCCGGGGGAUCGGAGAAUGAGGCCUCCGUUAGCUCUGCCCCGGCAUCUGCUAGUCCCAGUGCAGGCCCAUCAGGCUGUUCAGUGGACGUCACGCAGCAACAGCAGCAGAAGCUGAAGCAGCAGCAGCAUCGGCAGCGACAGCUGCAGCAGCAGGAAGGGGAAGGCGUUUGUUACGUGGACCAGUCUCGGUCCGAAGCCGACGACGUGCAGUCAUCAUUUGCCUCAGGCGAGGCGUAUGAUCGUUCAUGCCAGCCUGAACAUCCCGUUAACACAAACGAUGAGGCCCCUUGGGAAAACAUGCAGUUGGCUCCGCUAGCCAUUGAGGGCUCCGUGGCGAGUGGAGGUGGGGCUUCUCGCGCGUUGGGUUCUGCAGGGCGAGCGUCGCCUCCCGGAGCUGCUGCGGGUAGCAGCGCCUUACUGAGGCGCGCCUCCACAACAGGAGGACGGGGGCCAACGCGGCAACGCAGCGGCCGGAAGCAGGAAGGGAUUCUGAAACGGCCGACAGAGAAGUGGACCCUGGCGCAAAGCUCAAUGGGAGAGGACGUCGUAAUAGGUCAAAGGGGCAGUAAGCUGUGGCUAGCUCCCGGGUCUGUUUUAUGGCGUUUCUUUCUGUGCGCGUUGGCCUUGAGAAUUGGCAGCUCCCUGGCGCUGCUAGUAAUCGUGCUAACGACGCUGGAGCGGAUGGGCCGCGCUGUGUCAUGUGUAGACAUGUCUAAGUGCAGCGGAGGGGGCGGCAUCCUGGCGUUUCCUAUCUUGCUUCGGGCUCUGCCGAACUUCGGGAUCGGCGUUAUGGCAUACGAGUCCAUCACAGGAUCCUUAGUGGCGGGAUUGGUACUAAUGCUGCUGCCCAUGGCCGGCAACUGCUACUUUACGUGCCAGGCGCUGCUUAAAGGCACGCGAAAGGCGUACCUCGAUGAGGUCAAGGUAACUACCUGCUGCACCGCCUGGGUGGGUGCGUGCGUGGGGGUGUUUAUUCCAGUGGUCUUCCUUACGUAUCAGUUCUGUGACUUGGAACGCUUCGAUGUUAACGGCUCACUCAGGCCUGACAGCGCAUCUAUAGGAGCGGCCUCGGUCAACAUGUGCAACCAGCUGGGGCUUUCGUGCGCUUGCCUAGGAGUCGCGAUUCUCUGCGCGUGCAGCACUGGCUUGUUGGUGUUUCAGCGAUACUCGCGGCUGUGGGCGGCGCAGCUGGGGCUUGGCUGUGUGAAGUUUAUGCUUGCGGGAUAUCUGCUAUGCUCCACCAUCAUGCUUGGCGGGCAGAGCAACCAAAUGAUGCUUGAAACGAUGGAUACGGCGGUGCAUACGGGAGGGCUUCAGAGCCCCAUGGUAGUUCAGAUGGGCCUCUUUUUUGCUGCGUUGAAAUGGGGUGGUUAUAUUCUCGCGGUGAGUAACAUGGCUAGCGGGGCGUUUACUGUGUGGAUGGCGCACUUGCGGUCGCACUUACUGUCGUGUACGAACAUGCUUAUUAAUUUCGUCUUCUUUUUCACCAACGCUGUCUCCUUCUUCGCUAUGACUUUCGAGUUUGCAACCCUCAACGUGGUGUGUGACUACCCAAUGUACCCUAUGCAACAGACGGAGCGGGCGGCAGCUGAGGCCGCCUUUUUUUGCACAAUUAGACCCCACUUUAUAUUCCUGUGGCUUCUCGUGGCACUGUUGUCGGUUGUCCGUCUCGUGGAACUACUCGUUAGUGCGCUGCUCUUCCACCGCGAGUUCUGCAGUGCCAAAAUGCCCAAGCCAGGAGCUCCCCCAUCCGCUCCAAGCAUCGACUCUCUACCCCCUAAAUGGGGGUCUAGGAACAGAUAA
Eimeria necatrix is the source of this 2013-nucleotide messenger RNA. RefSeq lists its product as hypothetical. The record is from RefSeq and is a predicted model, not a curated record. Bases 1 to 2013 code for a protein of 670 amino acids. The transcript has a single exon. NCBI's taxonomy places the organism in Eukaryota, Apicomplexa, Conoidasida, Eucoccidiorida, Eimeriidae.